AUUCUUUCAUCCGGUGUCCGCCAUCUUGACAAAUCGGAGCACUAAGUUGGGAAGUGACUCACCGGCAAGCCGGUAUUUUUCGUAAAAAUACCUGUUAAAAGACUACAGGACAUAGUAAUAUAAUUAGACUGGAAACUUUUUAAUUCAAAGAUGUCACAAAUGCUCCCGAUACGGUUUCAGGAGCAUCUGCAGCUCCAAAAUGUGGGUAUCAAUGCAGCAAACAUUGGGUUCAGCACCCUUACAAUGGAGUCAGACAAGUUUAUUUGUGUACGAGAAAAGGUUGGCGAUACAGCGCAAGUUGUCAUCAUUGACAUGAAUGACUCAUCAAACCCAAUCAGGCGUCCAAUCUCAGCUGACUCCGCUAUCAUGAAUCCUGCAAGUAAAGUCAUUGCACUAAAAGGGUCGGCACAGCCUGGGGAUCCUAAUGCUGGAAAGACAUUACAGAUUUUCAACAUUGAGAUGAAGAGCAAGAUGAAGGCUCAUACUAUGACAGAAGAGGUAGUGUUCUGGAAGUGGAUCUCUGUAAACACUGUUGCCAUAGCAACUGAGACAGCCGUCUACCACUGGUCAAUGGAAGGUGAUUCCCAACCACAGAAGAUGUUUGACCGUCAUUCAAACUUGGCAGGUUGCCAGAUAAUCAACUAUCGUACAGAUGCUAAACAGCAGUGGCUUCUGCUUGUCGGAAUAUCAGCACAGCAAAAUCGUGUUGUUGGUGCUAUGCAGCUAUAUUCUGUAGAGAGAAAAGUGAGCCAGCCAAUAGAAGGACAUGCAGCAGCAUUUGCAUCACUCAAAUUGGAAGGCAACGCAACACCAUCCACCCUCUUCUGUUUUGGUGUGAGAGGUGCACAAGGGGGCAAGUUACACAUAAUUGAAGUAGGUCAGCCAGCACAAGGGAACACACCAUUCCAGAAGAAAGCCGUGGAUGUUUUCUUUCCACCAGAGGCACAGAAUGACUUUCCUGUUGCCAUGCAGGUGAGCCAAAAACAUGGAGUGAUAUUCCUGAUCACAAAGUAUGGAUACGUUCACUUGUAUGACAUUGAGAAUGCUACGUGUAUAUACAUGAACAGAAUCAGUGGUGAUACCAUCUUUGUCACUGCCUCGCAUGAAGCAACUUCAGGAAUUAUUGGAGUAAACAGAAAAGGACAGGUGCUGUCAGUGAGUGUAGAGGAAGACAACAUUGUGCAAUACAUUGCCAACACGCUGCAGAAUCCAGACCUGGCCAUUAAAGUAGCAUCACGCUCAAACUUACCUGGAGCAGAGGACCUGUUUGUAAAGAAAUUCAACAUGCUGUUCUCCAGUGGACAGUACAGUGAGGCAGCAAAAGCAGCCGCCAGUGCACCAAAGGGUAUAUUGAGAACACCAGCCACCAUUCAGCAGUUCCAACAGGUACCAGCCCAGCCUGGCCAGACCUCUCCACUCCUGCAGUACUUCGGUAUCCUGCUUGACAAAGGCCAGCUGAACAAGUAUGAAUCCCUUGAGUUGUGUAGACCAGUGCUUCAACAAGGCAGGAAACAUCUUCUGGAAAAAUGGCUGAAAGAGGAAAAGCUUGAGUGUAGUGAGGAACUUGGAGACUUGGUGAAGAGUGCAGAUCCCACCCUAGCAUUGUCUGUGUACCUCAGAGCUAAUGUACCAAACAAGGUAAUUCAAUGUUUUGCCGAGACUGGACAAUUCCAGAAGAUAGUACUUUAUGCCAAGAAAGUGGGCCACACCCCAGACUACAUAUUCCUUCUGCGUAACAUCAUGAGGAUGAACCCUGAGCAGGGCCUCCAGUUUGCACAGAUGUUAGUACAAGAUGAUGAACCUCUCGCUGAUCUUAACCAGGUUGUUGAUGUGUUUAUGGAGGCAAACUUGAUCCAGCAAUGUACAUCAUUCCUCCUGGAUGCUCUCAAGAACAACAGACCAUCAGAGGCUCCGCUACAGACAAGACUUCUUGAAAUGAACCUCAUGUCGGCACCACAGGUAGCAGAUGCUAUUCUCGGGAACCAGAUGUUUACCCACUAUGACAAGGCACAUAUUGCUCAGCUUUGUGAAAAAGCUGGUCUCCUUCAGAGAGCAUUGGAACACUACACAGACCUGUAUGAUAUAAAAAGAGCUGUUGUACAUACACAUCUGCUGAAUCCUGAGUGGCUAGUGAACUAUUUUGGUUCAUUAUCAGUAGAAGACUCCCUAGAAUGUUUAAAGGCUAUGUUGUCGGCUAACAUCCGUCAGAACCUACAAGUGUGUGUACAGAUAGCGUCUAAAUACCAUGAACAACUAACUACUAAUGCCCUCAUUGAACUGUUUGAGUCAUUCAAGAGCUUUGAAGGUCUGUUCUACUUCCUUGGUUCCAUUGUAAACUUUAGUCAGGACCAAGAUGUACACUUCAAGUAUAUUCAGGCAGCCUGUAAGACCGGACAAAUCAAAGAAGUGGAGAGAAUCUGCCGAGAGAGCAACUGUUAUGACCCAGAGAGAGUUAAAAACUUCCUUAAGGAGGCUAAACUGACUGACCAACUGCCACUGAUCAUUGUUUGUGACAGAUUCGACCUUGUACAUGACCUUGUCCUAUACCUGUACAGAAAUAGUCUACAAAAAUAUAUAGAAAUCUAUGUACAAAAGGUGAAUCCAUCACGUUUACCAAUUGUUAUUGGUGGGCUGUUGGACGUAGAUUGCUCAGAAGAUGUUAUCAAACAACUUAUCUUGGUUGUGAAAGGUCAGUUCUCUACCGAUGAGCUGGUAGCUGAGGUAGAGAAGAGGAACAGACUCAAACUUCUGUUGCCCUGGUUAGAGAUGCGCUCACAUGAAGGCGUUGUUGAGCCAGCCACACACAAUGCUUUAGCCAAAAUUUACAUUGACAGCAACAACAAUCCUGAAAGAUUCUUGAAGGAGAACCAGUACUAUGACAGUAGUGUUGUAGGAAAGUAUUGUGAGAAGAGAGACCCACAUCUGGCAUGCGUUGCUUACGAACGUGGACAGUGUGAUAUGGAACUGAUCAAGGUGUGCAAUGAGAACUCUCUGUUCAAGAGUGAAGCGAGAUACCUGGUACGAAGACGAGAUCCAGAUCUCUGGGCAGUGGUUCUACAGGAAGACAAUGAGUAUAGACGUCAGUUGAUUGAUCAAGUUGUACAGACGGCUCUGUCAGAGACCCAGGACCCUGAGGAUAUCUCUGUGUCAGUGAAAGCUUUCAUGACUGCUGACCUGCCGAAUGAACUCAUUGAACUUCUGGAGAAGAUUGUUUUGGAAAGCUCUGUUUUCAGUGAACACAGGAACUUACAGAACCUGCUCAUCCUGACAGCCAUUAAAGCAGACCGUACACGUGUCAUGGAAUACAUUAACAGAUUAGAUAACUACGAUGCUCCAGACAUUGCUAACAUCGCUAUCACAAAUGAGCUGUAUGAGGAAGCAUUUGCCAUCUUCAAGAAGUUUGAAGUCAACACUUCAGCUAUUCAGGUACUUAUUGAGCAUGUGAACAACUUAGAUAGAGCAUAUGAGUUUGCUGAGAGAUGUAAUGAUCCAGCAGUAUGGAGCCAGCUUGGUCGUGCUCAGCUGACUGGAGGUCUUGUCAAAGAAGCUAUCGACUCAUUCAUCAAGGCAGAUGAUCCCACACAGUACAUGGAAGUCGUGAAUGUGGCUAGCAACAGUGACAACUGGGAGGACCUUGUCAAGUAUUUACAGAUGGCACGUAAGAAGGCCAGAGAGACAUUCAUUGAGACAGAACUAGUGUACGCUUUUGCCAAAACAAACAGACUGGCUGACUUGGAAGAAUUCAUUUCUGGACCUAACCAUGCUAACAUUACACAGGUUGCUGACCGUUGUUUUGAUGACAAGAUGUACGAUGCUGCUAAACUGCUCUACAACAACGUAUCAAACUACGCUCGUCUCGCCAUUACUCUAGUCCACUUGGGAGAAUACCAGGGAGCUGUUGAUGGUGCUCGUAAAGCCAACAGUACCAGAACAUGGAAAGAGGUGUGUUUUGCAUGUGUGAACAAUGAGGAGUUCCGUCUAGCCCAGAUGUGUGGUUUACAUAUAGUUGUGCAUGCUGAUGAACUGGAGGAACUCAUCAACUACUACCAGGAUAGGGGCUACUUUGAGGAGCUCAUAGCAUUACUUGAGGCAGCAUUAGGUCUAGAAAGAGCACAUAUGGGCAUGUUUACAGAAUUAGCAAUAUUAUACUCCAAAUUUAAACCUGAAAAGAUGCGAGAACAUUUAGAACUAUUCUGGUCCAGAGUUAACAUUCCAAAGGUCCUUAGAGCUGCUGAGCAGGCUCAUCUGUGGCCCGAGCUUGUGUUCCUUUAUGACAAGUAUGAGGAAUAUGACAACGCCAUCCUGACCAUGAUGAACCAUCCGACAGAAGCUUGGCGAGAAAGUCAGUUCAAGGACAUCAUCACGAAAGUUGCCAACAUUGAGCUAUACUACAAGGCUAUACAGUUCUACCUAGAUUUCAAACCUCUCCUACUGAACGACCUACUAAUGGUUCUUACCCCUCGUCUUGAUCAUACUCGUUCUGUUACAUUCUUCGAUCGUGUCAACCAGAUUCCUCUAGUUAAACCAUACUUACGGGCUGUGCAAAAGAACAACAACAAGGCCAUUAACGAGGCCCUGAACAAUCUAUUCAUUUUAGAAGAAGAUUAUCAAGGAUUACGUGCGUCCAUUGAUGCUUAUGAUAAUUUCGAUAAUAUAUCGUUGGCGCAGAGAUUAGAGAGGCACGAGUUAAUUGAGUUCCGUAGAAUAGCAGCUUAUCUUUACAAAGGCAACAAUAGAUGGAAACAGUCUGUUGACCUAUGCAAAAAGGAUAAACUAUUUAAGGAUGCAAUGUUAUACGCUGGAGAAUCUAGAAAUAUAGAGAUAGCUGAAGAUUUGAUAGCUUGGUUUUUAGAGAACAAAUACCACGAGUGUUUUGCUGCAUGUCUAUUCCAAUGUUACGACCUACUCCGACCAGAUGUUAUACUUGAAUUAUCUUGGAGACACAACAUUAUGGACUUUGCAAUGCCAUAUAUGAUACAAGUUAUUAGAGAAUAUAUUAGCAAGGUGGAUAAACUAGAGCAGUCAGAGUCUGUCAGAACUGAGGAAGAGGAGAAGGCUGUUGAACAACCCAUCGUCUUCGCAGAACCCCAGUUGAUGUUAACUGCAGGACCAGGAAUGAUGGGCGCCCCACCCCAGGGUGUCUACCCACAGCAGCCCGGAUAUGUUGCACCCGGAAUGCAGGGCAUGCCACCUGGAGCAAUGCCUCAACAAUAUGGCUAUAACAUGUAACUUUCUAGGAAAACGGCAAAUUUCCGUAGUUAUCAUUUAAACAUAAUUUGACUCUGUUCUGUUUAUAUCGAACAGAGAUAAACAUUCUUAGUCUACUCAUGAUCAUUAUAACUAGGAAAAAAUUGUUUGACUUUGGAGACGCUGUUUGGAAAUGCUGUUGGUGAAGGAUGAAUGGACCGAAGCGAAAGAAGGCAGUACCGAGAUGUUAUAAAAUUGUUCUAAGACGGGACCCAGUUUUGAUGUGUGCAUAUUUAUUGUUAUAUUUUGAAAUGUUGCAGUACUAUUGAGAAGUGUGUUUAUAAAUAUUGUUGUCAGUUAAAAAUAGUGUGAAUGAUGACGAAUGUUGAUGUAAUGUUAAUGCUUAACCGUUGUUUGUUAUGUGAAAAUAGGUGUAUAAAACCCUAGGAUGUAAAAAUUUUAUGGCUAAAUCGUGUAUAAAUCAUUUGUACACAGAAAUUUUAUGAGUUCAAUCAAGCUCAUUUGUAUAGCUUUUUUCAGGCAUUUGAUUACAUGCUGACCUCACUGCACUUAAUUGUAUAACUGCAUAACCAAAAUAGAUGUAGCUUAUGUAUAAGUUUGCCUAUCUUUGUUAUAUGCUUGUGUACAGAAGUUGCAGCAUUUUCAUCACAAAACAAAGAGUGAUUCCGAAUUCAUGUAGAAUAUUCCAGUUUUAUUACAGGGAUUAGGCUAAUAUGGAAUAUAGUUAACAAGGAAAUUCCAAUCAUAGGUUGUUUUUAGAUGUUAGUAUAGAUAAAUUAGCCUGUGUAACCAUUUAAAAAAUCAUGGCCAAGGACAGCCUGAAAUUUAAACUUCUGUUAUACAUUUUUGUUUGUAAUUUUGUUAUUUUAAAAGAUAGUUUUAUUUAUUCAUGCCUGUUUUAACAGUUUAUUUAUAACUGCCCCGUAUUAUUUUCUGACAGUAUAAAAUUCUUGUGUAUUCACCUCGUAUUGUGAUAGCUCUAAAGCUUGUUUCACCGGAGGGUGCUUCUACACUAAAUCUUAUAUCGUACACUUAAGAAUUCUUAUUUACCCAAAGGUGUUUGGACACUAAUUUUUUUAUCUUUCUUUAAGUGCUAAAUAGCAAACACUAGAAAGUAGUGCUAAAUUGCACUGGGAAGUUGCAUGAAGCAAUUUUAAACAGUAUGUAGCUAUAAUAUUGCUAGAUGAUUUGUGCAAUAAAGCUUUCUGGUGCAUUUAAGCAGCAGCAACAUUUUUGUUUCAAAUUAAAUUUGUGUCACAAAAUUUUAUAAGAAUAUGUAUGCAGAUAGAGCUGUUUAUUUAAACUGAUCAUUAUAUUGUACAACACCAGCAUGAGUUUAAUUGUUAGAGCACAUAUAUUAGAAAGGUAUUUCAUGUUGUUUCUAAACCUCAUAAGGAGUUUAUCUAUUUGCUUUAUCAGGUACCAUUUAAUGUCUAUAGAAUACAGAUGGUGGAGUGGAUUUGAGAAUGGUGUUAGGAAUUUUAUCAGUAUAUAAAGUAUUUGAUACAUUCUUGGCUUAGCUUUUGAAGUGAAAAGUGUUGUUUUUGGAGUUUUAUGUUAUUGAUUCUUAUUAAAUAUUGUGCAAACAAUGAUGUAUAUAAUUCUUAGACUAAAGAAAUGCAGUAUAAUCUAUAUGGUAAAUAUAUUCCCUUUUUCCCCCCACAAGUCAUUUGAAAUUCAUGUACGAUUUCAACCAAUCAAAAGCUGUGUUAGAAUGUAAUGGAACAAAAUUACAUUCGCUGUUUAUUAAGAUCCAAUCGGAUUCAUUGUGAGAUUUGAUUCAGUUGUGUCGUGAUUUCUGAUUGGACAGAAAUUUUAAUGUGUAUCAGUAUGAAAAUGAGUAUAGCUGUAAACAUGUAUUUCCAAUACACAAAUAGUAAUAAACAUGAAUAAUUGUAAAA
This is a messenger RNA of Mercenaria mercenaria, 7109 nucleotides long. RefSeq names its product clathrin heavy chain 1. Gene Ontology annotation, molecular function: clathrin light chain binding; structural molecule activity. Gene Ontology annotation, cellular component: clathrin complex; clathrin-coated endocytic vesicle; clathrin coat of coated pit. Lineage: Eukaryota; Metazoa; Mollusca; Bivalvia; Venerida; Veneridae. Bases 151 to 5229 code for a protein of 1692 amino acids. Gene Ontology annotation, biological process: receptor-mediated endocytosis; intracellular protein transport. The transcript has 31 exons. The record is from RefSeq and is a predicted model, not a curated record.